AUGUUGAGGAAGUACAUCCGAGAUCCACUGCACAUAAUUGAUCAUUCUGGGAUUACAGUUAAUGAGGACUUGGGCUAUGAGGAGAAGCCAAUGAGGAUUAUUGACAUGCAAUCCUUGUUUUGCCACUGGUGGAGAGUGUGCAAGAAUGGGCUAGCUACGAAGGAAAAUUUGUUCAAACGGAAUUGUGCUGAGUCUGGUUACUGCCCUAUUUGCAACAAGCAGCUGGAAUCUGUUGAGCAUCUCCUUUUUGAGUGUGAUUGGGUAAGACCGGUGUGGUUCAGGUGUGAGUUUGGUUACAAAGUUUCUUGGUCAGAGACUCAAUCAAUUUUGAAGUGGUCUUGCCAGAUGAUGGAGAAUUUCACUGACAGCAAGGAGUGUAAUCUUUCCUUCAGCUCAAUUGCUUGGAUUGGUUGGUUUGUUUGGAAAGAACGCAAUGAAUUUGUUUUCUCUCAAAAACCAGUUGAUCCGCUCUCUACAUUGCAUCGCGCAGGGUUGGCAAAAAAGGAAUUUGAUGCUAGAAGCAUCUCGCAAGGGACUGAUCACAGUCACCGUUUGAGAAGCCCUCAGCAAAGGGAAGAUUAUUGGAAACGUCCAGCUGCUGGAAAUUUCAAAAUAAAUUGUGAUGUGGCUAUCCAUAAUGGCUCAGAUUGUGCUUCAAUUGCUGCCAUCCUCUGGGAUUCGAAUGGAAGGUUGCUGGAUGGUGUGGUCAAGAAAAUUGUGUGUUCUUCUUCUCUCCAAGGUGAGGCCCUCGCAUGCCGGUUAGCUUGUCAAUUAGCUCUUGCUCGCAACCUAGCAGGAGUGGAAAUUGAAGGAGAUAACAAAUCUGUUAUUCACCUCAGUGUAUCUGAACUUGAUCCUCCUUGGGAUUGUGGUGCUAUCUUUUUCGACAUCAAACAUCUUGCUCAGCAUUUGAAUUUGACACUCUCUUGGCGUCCUAGAGCAGCAAACAAAGCAGCGCAUUGGGUGGCCCAGGCUUCACUUAGGAAUGCCCUCCCUCUAGACUGGCUAUCUUUCCCCCCUCUGGCUCUUAUGGCUUUAUUAAGGCUGGCCUAG
Messenger RNA from Camellia sinensis, 1053 nucleotides. RefSeq lists its product as uncharacterized. Lineage: Eukaryota; Viridiplantae; Streptophyta; Magnoliopsida; Ericales; Theaceae. Gene Ontology annotation, molecular function: RNA-DNA hybrid ribonuclease activity; nucleic acid binding. The record is from RefSeq and is a predicted model, not a curated record.